AUGACCUCUGAUAAGAUGGAAGUAGACAGCGUGCCCGCCAUGGUGCAAAAAGAUGAAGGUCAGACGGUUGUGAGUCGCAUAUUUGAUCUACUAAAAGAUGUCUCCAAGACUACAACGACAUUAGACACUCGAUUUGUGUGGAAGGCCACAAGAAAGCUGAGUGUUCUCAGACCUAAUUUAGACAAAGAGUCACUAUCAAUUGUGGUCAACCUAUUGUAUCCAGACGAAUCCAACUUCAAAAUUCCACUAUUGAAAUACAUCAAUCAGAACCAAAAGAGCAAGGUAGAAAAUGCCGAGGAAGAGCGUCAGAAAUACCCCGCCGCGUUCUACCAGCUUGUCAAUGGCAACAAAAGUGUGGAUGUUUCUGCAGAAUUGAACAGUUUUGUACACCUCUUGGUGCAAUUGUACUUGCUUGACUCACAGCAAUUGGAAGCCCUCGAUUCUUUCAAUGGAAAGGUUGUCCAUCCUAAGAUUCUACAGUUUUACGAUGAAAGAACGCUAGACCUCGUAAACUCUAAAUUGUGGUUUUACAUCUGCAGGGGCCGGGAAAUCGUUGGCAACAGCUUCGACACUUCUGUUAGAGGCGAAAUGGUCAAAUUUCUGAGGACAGCAACUCUAAAACAUGACAACGAGACUCGUGCCACGCUCAUCACUUUCAUUCUAAGAAGCUUUUUGCAGACCGGUGAAGUAGACACAGCGGCAGACUUUAUUAGUAAAGUCGAAUUUCCUGGGUCCAACGACGUGUCUAGUCCGCUAGAGGCACGCUACUACUACUACCUAUCCAAGCUGAACGCAAUUCAACUAGAUUACUCCACGGCAAAUGAUUAUGUGAUUGCUGCGAUUCGCAAAGCCCCAAGCACUAAGAAGAGUCUUGGAUUUUUACAACAAGCUAACAAGUUACACUGUGUCAUCGAACUUCUGAUGGGCGAUAUCCCUGAGCUGUCUUUCUUCAAACAAAAAAACAUGGAGAGGUCUCUGCUUCCUUAUUAUCACUUGUCGAAGGCUGUCAAACUUGGUGACCUGAACAAAUUCACAUCUGCCAUAUCUGCCUACAAGAGAGAGCUUCUCAACGAUGGGAACUACCAGCUUUGCGUGCGUUUGAGAUCGAGUGUCAUCAAGACUGGUAUAAGGAUAAUAUCUCUCACCUACAAAAAGAUUUCUCUCAAAGAUAUAUGCCUGAAGCUGCGUCUGGAUUCGGAACAAACUGUAGAAUACAUGGUGUCUAGAGCCAUAAGAGAUGGUGUGAUAGAGGCUAAAAUUAAUCAUGAGCAUGGCUUCAUUGAAAGCAGCGAGCUGUUAAAUGUAUAUGCUACGGAGCAACCACAACAAUUGUUUGACGAAAGAAUAAAGUUUGUCAAUGAACUACACGAUGAAUGCGUCAAGGCCAUGAGAUAUCCUGAUAAUGGUAAUGGCGAUAACAAGCACAAAUCUGCAAGCUAUGAUCAGGCAGAGGAAUUGAUUGACCUCGCUGAUCUGGAUGAGGACGACUUGGGUGAUUUGGGUGACUUUUACUGA
This is a messenger RNA of Lachancea lanzarotensis, 1515 nucleotides long. RefSeq names its product LALA0S01e18162g1_1 (gene RPN3). Gene Ontology annotation, cellular component: proteasome regulatory particle, lid subcomplex; proteasome complex. The record is from RefSeq and is a predicted model, not a curated record. The transcript has a single exon. Gene Ontology annotation, molecular function: enzyme regulator activity. Gene Ontology annotation, biological process: regulation of protein catabolic process; ubiquitin-dependent protein catabolic process. NCBI's taxonomy places the organism in Eukaryota, Fungi, Ascomycota, Saccharomycetes, Saccharomycetales, Saccharomycetaceae. Bases 1 to 1515 code for a protein of 504 amino acids.